This is a messenger RNA of Moneuplotes crassus, 886 nucleotides long. The record is from the annotation of a GenBank genome assembly. Lineage: Eukaryota; Ciliophora; Spirotrichea; Euplotida; Euplotidae.
AUCAAAAGUAAAAUAUUAAAAAUGGAAAGAUCGAAUAGUUUUGAAGAUUUAGAAGUUUGAGAUGAAGGAAAUAUAGCUCCUAUCUCCAUUCAUGUGCCAGAGAUGAAGACUGCCAUCAAAAGAUCUAUGGUUAAGUGCAUGACAUGCGAGAGAAAAUAUCAGGCCUUCUCGAGAUCUCUUAUUUGACCAGAAUGAAAAACUAGUACAAACAAAGAAGUCACAGAAGAGGAAAAGAAGGUAGAAGACAGACCUUAUGAGCUAAAUCGGAUCGGAGGUUAUAUACCAUUAAGAUUCGCUCUAGUUUCUCCAGAAUCACGCAUCAACAGAUUAGAACUGCUUAGCGACUCUAGUAGUGGCUCUAGUGAUCUCUCUAGUAGUAGCUCGAGGAGUGAUUUUAGUGAUGACAGACUAGAUUCUGAGGGAUUUCGGAUGCUUAGAUCAAGGAUUUUACAAGAUCCGAAUGCUAGGCAAGGAGGAAGGAGAGGUGAUGUCUCUAGUUCUAUUGAAAGGGUCUCUGUUGUGAGUUUUAGAAGGAGUACUUUUAUGAUGAGAAAUAAUGAUCCGAUGAGGUUCUUUACACCUGACUUGAGGGGUUGGAAUUUUCAAAAACCUGUGAAUAAAGAUACCAUAGAUAACUUAAAAUCUGUACAAAUAACCGAUGAACAUUUAACACUAAAUCCUAAAACUAGACAAAAAGAAUCUCCUUGCUGCUGUGUCUGCACGGAUGAAAUGCAAAUAGAAGCAACUAUCCUCCCUUGCAAGCACUUAUUCCACACUGAAUGAAUCAAAGAAUGGUUCAAAAGACACAACACAUGUCCGAUCUGCCGAUCCAAGCUCACCUAACCCUCUAAUCUCCCAUCUAACCCCCUUUAUUCUAAAUUUCAAC